UUUCAGGCUUGUUUAACCUCGGUGCUCGCUCUGUCGACUGCAGUUCUGGGCGCUAAGAAGGCAGCGUCGGCCGACGGUAAGCAUGACGACCUGGUCAAAGUCGAGUGUGCCGAGAUUGGCGAGCAGGGCCGCGAGCUGAUGAACCCCGACGGCGGGCUUCCGUGGCUCAGUCAAGGCCGAAGACAAGUUCCACGAGCAGAUGCUGCGCGCGCUGUCGUUCAACCGGGCGCUCAAGUGCCGUAUCCCGCGCAACAAGCUCACGUUCACACAGUACCUGGAGGUUCCUCUGCAUAUCGACGGUGUGCGUGUGCGCGGCGGAUCCAAGCUCAAGCGGAUCUCAGGCAACUUCAAUGCCGUCCUGCACGGCGAGAAGGGCACCCUGGUUGCUGCCGCUAUGUACCCAGUCGUGACCACCCGCUGCCUGAGACUGUCAGCGGUGUGACUACCAUGCAGAUCAACCUGCGGUGGUACGAGGGUUCUGCCAUGACUCUGCUGAUGUCGAACAAGCGCCAUGAGGAGGACUUCAUUAUCCAGCCCAUUGUUGCCCUCAUGUUCUGCAUUCUGACUGCAUGCGCUGUCUAUGUCGUCGGCCGUGUCUACGUCGAGAGCUCGCUGAUCCCGCGCGUGCUGAAGGAGGAAACCGACCGCAAGGCUAAGGCCAGGAAGGAGUUUGAGGACUCGGUCAAGAAGGAGACCAAGAAGGACAAAUGAGCAGGUUUCUCGGCCUAGGCUGACUCGGCGCCGCUUGAUCAAUAACGCUAAUCGCUUGCACAGUAUUUGUCUCGCAGGGCAUUGCAAAAAAAAGCAUUAGGUGCACGAAAGAGGGUCUUUAGGUGUUUAUUGGUGAUGGCAAGACUUUACAAAAAUAUAGAGGGCCAACGAAAGACCGAGCGCAUACUGCAGCUGGUCUCAGUCUCUCUGCGUGAGCAGUCGGUUGGACAAUGGCAUCAGAGAAGGCUGGGCAAGAGGAAGAAUAGGAACAAAGCUGUGGCGCACAGCCCGACA
Linderina pennispora is the source of this 1005-nucleotide messenger RNA. RefSeq lists its product as uncharacterized. The record is from RefSeq and is a predicted model, not a curated record. The transcript is spliced from 3 exons. Lineage: Eukaryota; Fungi; Kickxellomycota; Kickxellomycetes; Kickxellales; Kickxellaceae. The annotation marks the transcript as partial.